Molecule: messenger RNA, 4140 nt
Organism: Zootoca vivipara (common lizard)
Lineage: Eukaryota; Metazoa; Chordata; Lepidosauria; Squamata; Lacertidae
Product: serine protease 27
Biological process (GO): proteolysis
Molecular function (GO): serine-type endopeptidase activity
Source: RefSeq, a predicted model, not a curated record
CUCGCAACCCAGCACAUCAGUCAAACCAGUUGGGUGACAUUGUGCCCGCCCUUCUGAGGGCUAGGUAUUAAAGCAUCUGCAUCUUGGAGAGAAACAAGCCCUGUCACCCCAGAGGGCAUCCCUCUUGCCGCUCUCUCCCAGUUCAGGGAGGAUUGAGUGACAGCAGAUCCAAAAACAAAAGAAAAAGAAAAACGGAAUCAUGGCAAGACAGCAAGGGGCACCCAGAUUUGGCACCGCAGGAGCUCUGCUGCUGGUUUUGGCUACCCUGAUGAUGCAAAGAGGGAUCUGCAAGCAAUGGCAUUAUGGAUAUAAUUCUUGUGAGGAUGACCAGCAGAUCAUACCCGACAGAGGUUAUCAGAUGACCCGUUCCCAUUGGGUAUGUGGGCGACAAAUUGCCCUGAAUAGAAAUGUCGGGGGUGAGGACUCUGUGGAAGGUGAAUGGCCAUGGCAGGUCAGUGUGAAGAAGAUGGGCAAGCAUAUCUGUGGAGGGGCUUUGAUAACCCAUGAUUGGAUUGUGACCGCAGCACAUUGCUUCCCACCAGAAGGUGACCUCUCCCAAUACUCCGUGCUGCUAGGGGCCAACAAACUGGAGAAUUCCUGGCCCCACAAACAGUCCAUGGGAGUUGGAGACAUAAUCAGAAAUCCCCGCUAUGCAGGGGAGGCCACAAGCGGAGACAUCGCCUUGGUGAGGCUGAUCUUCCCAGUGAGAUUCACCAAAUACAUCAUCCCAAUCUGUGUGCCUGCACCCAACGUGGACUUUCCUGCAGGCAUGAUGUGCUGGGUCACUGGCUGGGGAGAUAUCAGUGAAGGACAGGAUCUGCCUUCUCCAAAGCAGCUCCAGAAGCUUCAGGUGCCCAUAAUAGAUCUUCAGACCUGCAGACGGCUCUAUAGUAUUGACAUGGGACCAAACCUGCCCCGGAAACCCAUCCAGGACGACAUGAUGUGUGCCGGGUAUGCUGAGGGUAUGAAGGACACGUGUAAGGGUGAUUCUGGUGGCCCACUGAUGUGCAAGAUGAACCAGGAAUGGCUCUUGGCUGGUAUUGUCAGCUGGGGAGAAGGCUGUGCUGAGAAGAACCGCCCUGGUGUGUACAUCCGCCUUACCGCAUACCACGACUGGAUUCACAGGAUUAUCCCCAAUUUGGAAUUUGUUGAACCUAGGAGGGGUUACAACACCAGGAUCAGGAAUCAAGGCACUUCUGGAGCUGAUGGGAGGGGACAGGCCUUCAUAACUGCUCUGCUCCAGGUUUUGGUGUGGACCCUUAUUCAUAUCUUGCCAUAAGAUCUGUGGGGAAAAGAAGUUACAAGUGGUCAAGUGCUGCGGGGUUACCUCUCAUCUCAUCUUUCUCCCAUUUCUUGGUCACUCCUAACUUCAUCUGCCCAAGAAGAAGACACAAAUGCUGGGAGGGCAUGGAUGUCUCUGCAGAUGCAGAGGUGGUUUGGUGCUUCCUUCUCAACAGGGGGAUGCAACACCCUUUCUCAUGACCCCUACUAGCCACUGUCUCUUUCCUUUCUUGCCACAAAACUUUUACAUAUGUAUGGUGCAAUCAGAAAUCAUGGGUAGCUGGGACUGGGGGGGGGGGCUAGUGGUCUCUGGAAUAAUCAUGUGCCUGUUGUUGGCUGGUGCCUUACGGGGACAGAGUUGGACCUCUGAGGCAAAUUAAUUGAGGUUCAAACUGCAGAAAAUGCUCAGCUGUCUGAUUUCCCCACUUUUUAUUUUUUAAACAGCAAAACAGCUUUGUAAACUGACUUAAAAUUGAUUAGACUCUUUUGUUUGUUCCACACUGUAAGUUAAUGACUUUUUCCAAAGAAUCCCAGGACUGUAGGGUUUUUUUGGGGUGGUGGUGAUGGUGGUGGUGGGAAUUGUAUAUCUAUGAGGGGGAAACUACAGUUCCCAGGUUUCUUUGUGGGAGGAGGGGGUCCUGUGGUUUAAAUCUGUAUUGAAUACAUGUUAAAGGUGUGAUUUUCAGCAGACAAAUGGCCAUAAAGGAAAGCAUUAAGCAGCUCUUCCUACUACCAAUUCCAAGCCAGUUUUGCAGUAAGCAAGGAAACCACUGUUUGGAAAGUACCAUGCUACAGGACCUCACUUAAUUUAAUGGUCAGGGAAGCCGAACCUAUCCCUUAACAUGCCAUCUAAGAGCCAUCUGAGCCUCACUAUUUUAUGUCAACAGGCAUCCCCCAAAGCACCUUUCUCACCUAUGUGUGAGACACACACACAGAGAAAGAGGGCUGGACCAAUUCAUUUUGUUUCCUGGGGCACAGCAGCAAAUGAAACCUCCCUCUCCAAUCAACAUGUACAGAACGUAGGGCCAACCCAUUUAUUUUGACACUUGAGGCCUCUGCCCUUCUCUGGUAGCACAAAAAAAUACAACAAUAAAUCCAGUAAUUAAGAAUUUGAUGCCCUUUCAUGACACUGAAAACCAGCUACCUAAGGUAGCUGCCUGAUUCAGGUAAAUGUCAAUUCCUACCUCUGAUACUGAACUUGCUUUUUACUGGAUCAAAGUUGAAAAGCAAAGUCAUCAAUGUUUUUGAUACGUUCGAAUUUCUAAAGGUCAGCAUUAUCUCCACCUCCGCUCUCCCUGCCCAGGUCGAUGUAUCACAAUAUGCAUAAAAAAAAAGUUUCAACUUUAUUUUAAAAGUCCAUAUUUCAGUCUAAUACAAAACUGUCUGUUUGGGAUACGUAUGUUUGAAACAGGUUUGUGUAAGAGUUGCUUCAAGGAAUCCUUACCUUUACUCCCCCUUUAUCUAAUUCUAUCUGCCCACAUCACUUAAUGUUUUCAAGUACAGUAUACCUGAAAUACAAAAUUAUAGUGAUUUUAUGACAAUUUCAUUGUCAUGGCAUCCUGGGAGUUGCAGUUUGGGUAUAAUGGCCUGUUAGGCAUCUGCAGUAUUUCCUCACAGAACUGCAAUUUUCAGGAGGAAAGAAUGACUUUCAAAGUAAUUAAAAACUGUGCUGUAGAUGUGCCCUUAAUCAUAUGUACUAUUCCUCAGCUGGCCAUGACACUAAUCAGCAGCCAUUAUCCUGUCUUCCAUGGGUUUAACUAUUUCCCAUUACAUCAACCAAAUUAUUAGCAAUCAUGUGGUGGGUUUUGGAGAAAAUUGAAAAUGAGGCAUAGACCAGGGGUCGGCAACAUUUUUUUUUGAGGCUGGUCUGGUCCACUCCCCGGCAGACCUCUCGGUGGGCCGAAGUGUGCAUGCCUGCGCAUGCGCUCAAGCUAUUUCCAGUGCUCCUCCGGGUUGGAAGAGUGCCGGAAAUAGUGUGUGCGCAUGCGCAUGCGCACUCUUCCAUCCCAGAAGUGCGCUGGAAAUAGCGUGUAUGCACAUGUACGGCCGUUCCUCUGGGUGAGGAGUGCACGUGCACACAUGAUUUCUUGCACACUUCCGGGACAGAGGAGCACCUGUGUGCAUGCACAUAUGCUAUUUUCAGCGCUCUUCUGACCUGGAAGUUGAUCCCCGCGGUGAGAAAAAAAAGCACGGAAUCCCCACACUGAUCCACGGAAUGGUUGUGGGCCAGUUCCAGGAAGCUCAUGGGCCAGAACUGGCCCAUGGGCCUUAGGUUGCCAACCUCUGGCAUAGACACCCUGAUGGUGAUUGGCAUCACAGUACAAGGGCAAGGGAGAGCUAAGUCUUCCCUCCACCACUGUGAUUUGGUAAAUAUCAUCUUCCAUACAGUAGUUAGCAUUAAAGAGAAAAAAACACUCCCAUUGGCAGCAAUACUUUCCCCCCUCUAAUGUUAUCUGCUGCACUGGGGGAGGGAAUAUUUUUACUGAGACCAGAGUUGGGGAGGGAUGACUUAACCCUCCCCUCCCUCACACGCUGCAGUGGUGAUUACAGCCGGCCCGCCCCCGCAGCCAGGUAUUUAAUUAAAACAAACCCAUGACAUGAUAGCUAAUCACAUUGCUGGCACAAAGUGUAGUUAGGGGCCUUACAUUUUGCUUCCUUUAUGGAGUCCAGAACCAGAUGCCCUGAAACUUUGGCUCUCAAAAUAUUCUCAAGAGUCUUGUAAAUGAAUGAAAAGUGGAAAAAAAAUUAAAGGGGUGGAAAAAAAUAAAGGGGGAGUGUUCAAAGUGUUGGCCACUGGAGUGUAUGGUUUGUGUGAUUUGCAAAACAUCACAUAUUAAUAAAAUACUUUGCUUAAUAAAA